AUGGUCGGAGACUUCCUUGGCGAAAUUCGGUUCUGGUCAAUCAAGAACAUACUUUCUGCAGCAGUCCAACUGUAUUCCUCAUCUGGCUCUUACUUCGCACACCGCAGUAAGCUGAAGCUGGCACGAAACCUCUAUCACGAGGCCCUUUCGGACGCCCAAAAGGUUAUCGAGCUCCACCCAACGUCUUACCUUGGGUAUAAACUGAAGCAUGCAGCUCUUUAUGAAGCACGGCGCUAUGAUGAUGCAAUCGAGUCCUUCAAAAUCAUGCUUUCCAAGUUGGAUGAUGCAUUCGACUCACAGAUACGACAGUUACGCAAGCAAUAUGUCAAUCCGUCUAAAGCACAGAUCAAUACCUUCAAGAAAAGCACAGAGUACAAGGAGAUCUUGUCGUCAUCGAUGCUGCAUGGGCCCCUCCAAAUGGAGCCCAUCAGAGAAGCGGUGGUGAAGUACUUCAGUUGGGUCAUGUUAUCUCACAGGUGGGAAUCCAAGGAACCGCACUUGCAUGAAAUUCAGGACAAGGACGUGUACACGAUACGUCCAGUUGGAACUAUAGUGAAGUUGCAGAAGUUCUGUAAAAUCGCUCACGGAUGCGGGAAUAAUAACGUCGAGGUCCAAGCAUCAGUUAACUCCAUGUUCGUCUGGUAUCGCAACUCAGCACUCACCAUCGUCUAUCUAUCGGACGUUUCUCCUUCGUCAAAGCGUACACUGGCAACAAGCGUUUGGAACACGCGAGGAUGGACUGUCCAGGAGUUCCUCGCUCCUACAGUUGUUCUCUUCUACCAAGCAGACUGGACCCUAUAUCUCGGUGACUGCUCACCCAACCACAAGCAGUCUGUCAGUAUUAUGCAGGAGUUGGAGCGUUCAACUGGUAUAAAUGCACGGGCGCUCGUUGCCUUCAGCCCGGGGAUGAAAAAUGCCCGAGAGAAACUUCAAUGGGCAUCAUGCCGUGUUACGACAUUGCAGGAAGAUAUUGCAUACUCAUUAUUUGGUAUCUUUGAUGUCAACCUUCCUGUUAUCUACGGAGAGAAAGUACAAAAGGCGCUCGGACGACUCUUACAGGAGAUUAUCGCUCACUCAGGUGACAUCACAGCUCUGGACUGGGUUGGACAGCCAUCCAGCUUCAAUAGCUGUUUACCAGCCAACAUUGCCUCAUACAGAGCCCUGCCAUGCACAUUACCAUCUCUAUCCAAAGACGAGAUUCAAUCAUCGGUCUCCUCACUGCGAAAUGAUGUGACUCAGCAGUUGGCUUCGAAACUCUACACCAUCCUUGACAAUCUCAGUGCUCCUCGCUUCGCCAACUGCAGACUGCGCCUCCCUUGCAUCACAUUUCCACUCACAAAAGUCAAGCGGAGGGUCGGUACACCUUGCACCUAUCAUAUAAAGGCAGACGGACUCCAAGACCUGGAAAUCACAACGGCAAAUACGCUGGUUGAGUUCUGGCCUGGAAAGUCCACGUCACAAAAAUUCUUAGUCAUUCGUCCGUGGAAUCGUCAUGACCUUGGCCUGCCCGACUUUGCAGACGAGAUGCAGAAUGGGGAUGAUAGACCUGAGCCUGGGUCUCCAUCAGAUGAUCCGCUCGGCUUAUCUCCUACUCAAGAGUCGAACUUACUCAUUCGCCUCUUCAGCGCACUUUGGCCGGCUGAUUCGCGGUCUCACACACGAGAGUUGGGGUUGGUUGUUCGCCUUGGACAGCCUUUUAGGGCACUUUUACUAGCGCAGCAGCGGGGUGGGGAGUAUAAGAGAAUUGCUUCGGAUUGCAAUAUCAUUGCACGAGUCAGGGACAUGACUCGUGUCAAUGACAUGAUGGAUCCUGCCCAUGAAUUUGCUGAGCAUAACGAAGCUCGCAACCUUUACCGGCUACUGCUCAAGUCGGCACUGCAAAACAUCACCGGCUCCUUGUUUCCCACGUAUCGAUCACACAGCAUGUAUCCACCAGUGCAAUACAUCACCGUUACAUCAAAUGCACGAUCAGAUCCACCGAAUAGAAAUGCGACCUUGUUACAGAAAGCAAUCACGGAGCUGACAGGAAGUCUCGAGUUUGGCCAGUGA
Molecule: messenger RNA, 2049 nt
Organism: Suillus fuscotomentosus
Lineage: Eukaryota; Fungi; Basidiomycota; Agaricomycetes; Boletales; Suillaceae
Exons: 9
Coding region: 1-2049 (682 amino acids)
Molecular function (GO): protein binding
Source: RefSeq, a predicted model, not a curated record